UAUAGGCUUUACUUCUCAAUGUUCUCUUUUUUAGUAAGAAUUUUGUAAUUUUUGUAAUUACCAUAUAACUUACUGAGAUCCUAUACUGUUUUAGUCUUAUAAAAAUAUUUACAAAACUGUAGGAUCGAAGUGCAACGUGGAAUGCAAACCUUAAACUGUAUGUCAAUAAUCUGGUGAAAUAAUUUUGGGCCCCUAGACGCAAUUUUUAACAUAAACGUUGAUUUCAUGUAGAGAUGUUUUCAUUGUAAAAUUGUUUCCCUAUUUUAUACCUAUCUGUUUUCAGAAAAUAAUGUAUAUUAUCUUACAUUCAUAUGUACUUUUAACUCUUUAAAUUUAUAAGGUUAUUCGUAAAAUGUUACAAUAUAUUAUAUAUGGCAAUUAAUUUUUGUAAUUUUCUACUUUAUAAAAAUGAAUGAAAGAUUCAAACAACCAGUUUUAUAUGCUGGAAAAGUUGAUUAUGAUGUUGAUUUAUCGAAACCCCCUACAACUGGUGAGGAAUACAUUAAACGAGUCAUGUUUGAGGCUCAACAAUGUGAAGAAGUUACAUGUGCUACAAUAGAUGAAACUCGCUUGAAAAAACCCACACUGGAUGUCAGACCGUUACCAGAGUGUACUAAAGCCCCUGAUUAUGUGAACCCACCAAUGGAAUGGCAGAAAUCACAAGUAGCCGAUUUUUCAGAUAUCAGACUAUAUAUAGCUCAAAUUAGAAAUGAAAUAAUUGAGGGAAAAAGAUCUAGAAGAGUAUCAAACAUUAAAUUGCCACAUGCUAGCAACAAAAAUGGUUGGAUUGACACUUGUAUCAAUACAGCUGAAAAUGCUUCAUACAUUGAACCAACGCUGACAACAAUACUUGAAUUAAGUCAGCCAACAAUUGAACAAGUUCUAGAAUAUUUGGUAGAAUUUUUAGAAGAUCAAAGAUUUAUUGAACCUCAAUUAGGCAGGUGGUUGUAUGCACUUUUAGCUGCUUUAGAAUUACCAUUGCAUCCAGACGUAUGUUCGUGUUUGAGAUCUUUAGCAAGGCUUUGUUCAAAUAAACGUUCACAAUUGGAUUUUUCUCAAGCAAAUGAAGCUCUCUCAUUGAAUCUGUUUAUCUGCCUAGUAGCCAGGUAUUUUCGACAAUUGGAUUUAGCAGACCAAUAACAAACUUAGUGUCUCAGUUGGAUUGAACAAUAUUAUUUAAUUUAUA
This is a messenger RNA of Phymastichus coffea, 1186 nucleotides long. It is a transcript of the gene Gem2, whose product is annotated as gem-associated protein 2. Gene Ontology annotation, biological process: spliceosomal complex assembly; spliceosomal snRNP assembly. The transcript has 5 exons. The coding region runs from base 409 to 1140 and encodes 243 amino acids. Gene Ontology annotation, cellular component: SMN complex; nucleus; spliceosomal complex. Lineage: Eukaryota; Metazoa; Arthropoda; Insecta; Hymenoptera; Eulophidae. The record is from RefSeq and is a predicted model, not a curated record.